Molecule: messenger RNA, 3042 nt
Organism: Penicillium atrosanguineum
Lineage: Eukaryota; Fungi; Ascomycota; Eurotiomycetes; Eurotiales; Aspergillaceae
Exons: 3
Coding region: 1-3042 (1013 amino acids)
Biological process (GO): DNA replication initiation
Cellular component (GO): DNA replication preinitiation complex
Source: RefSeq, a predicted model, not a curated record
AUGCGCUUGAUUCUGCUCGUUGCUCGUCUUCAAUUACUUAAAUACAUUAUCCACAAUGCAAACAUCUCUCUAGACGUUACCAUGACCGCGCGCACCUUUCCCAGUGCCCUCGAUUCCCUCAGUUCAUCCUCGCUAAACAAACUACACGAGGCCGUGCCGCCGUCUAAAAAGCGCAAACUCGAGCCUGAUACCGCUGCUGGACAGCUAUUUUCGACCUCGAUUGUCAUUCGGGCCCAUGCCGCUUCAUUAUCCGACGAACCACUCGUUCUCGACCCCAUCGCCGCACUUCCCCGCUCUCGACUUCCGCUCUCAUGGUUAGAGGACGCGUCCUGGUCGCGGUCUGACGCGCAACCCGGUGGCUUGUUCACUGCAGAUAUACCUGCCUUGGAAAAUGACUUGCGCGCUUGUGCGGAGCCGAUGGUGCUGGCGGUACGGCUUGCUGCUAAUAGCGGGCUAUAUGUGAUUGAGCGAGUGAAGCGGGGUAUCUACUCACUGUCUCGGCUUGCGAGAUGGGUGCAUGAGGGGGAUGUAGCCGUUGCUGUCAAGGGAUGGCAGGCGCCUCAAGGCCUGAAAAUGGAUAUUGAGGAUAACGAGAAGUCUCUCUCUAUUCCGGAUGCCCUGAGCUGGUGGCAGUCUGCUCAAAUUGAGGAACCGCCUUCUGAUCUGGGAUUGGGCGAGGAUUUUGCAGCUUUGCAAGUGGCCGUUGUGUUCGAGUCCGAGGGGGAUACAGGUCAGGAUGAACCUACGUUUGUGGAUGUCCUUGAGCACCGGGGCCAGUCACUUGCACCGACUGUAAGAGAUUCAGAGGCCCCCUUCGGAUCGCGUGACUCUCAAGCUGUUGGUAGCGAGGCUAUGGAUGUUGAAGGCGUCGACUCAACCGCGGUGGAUGCGAAACUACCCCCGGAGGAGCUACUCAAUGGGAUGAGAGAUCAUUAUCUUCAAGCUCUCUACGCAUCGAAGACGUCGCUGGCUUACUUCGCCAAAGGUCCACUGACACGCUGUCGCACCGCUUUUCAAAAUGCUGCCCCCGAUCAGCCUCAAAGUCUUGCGGAGCUCAUUGGAUCUUACAGGGAUGCCAUCUUGGCCGCAAAGAAGAUGGAUCUCAAAUACCGAGAAACUCUCCCAACAUCUGUUCGUGAUGCCCUACUGACCCCCUCCGACGGGGAAACCACCAAGAAACGCAAGAGCAAAAAGAAGAAGCUUGGCAAGAAUGGCCUUUAUCCCGAGGAAGAUGGCCUCAUUCGCAAAUGGUGGAAAGAUCGAAGCAUGGAGUCAUCUGCACAAGAGAACUCGCGUGAAACGGAGAGCAAAAAGCACAUUUCUGAUCUUCGAUUGCGUGAGACUCAACUGCAGAUUCUAUUGAUUCUGGAGGUCAUUGCGUUGGAAUCGAUACCUAGGGAGAAUAAGCAAAAGCUCAGCGAUGAGGUUCCCGAAGAAGAGAAAACUUCGCCCAAGAAGCCCAGAGCUAAAAAGCCUCAAGAUCUAAAUGAACUUCUUGAGCUCCAUCUUGAUCGACUUUGCAUCUGGCAUGCCGUCAGCCUAGAGGAGUCUACGGCGGUCGACUCGGCGAAGACUUCAUCUUUCACCGAUAGCCACAUGUCCGGCAAGAAGGUUGAGAGCGACGCAGUGCGCGACUUCUGCACGGAAGUGGUUGUCCCAUUCUACGCUGCACGACUUCCCGACAAAUGUAAGCUCAUUACUCGGAAGUUUGGUGUUUCUGGCGGGAUUUCGCCGGCUGCGAAGAGAACCCAAUCGAGCAAAAAGGACCGCGUGGAGCCCGGUGCAGAAGUCAAGCGACAGGCGCCAGUACAGAAACCUCGUCGCUCGCUCCAGCGAGUCUUGACAGAUGAGAGGACAGCUGCUGCAUCUCAAAACCGGCAUCCGUCACUACAUCGAUCUAACACAGCGCCAUCGAAGCAUGACAACAAGCGUGAUACCAUGGAGCCUUUGCUACCAACCGUUUUUGGCGGUAGUGUUAGAGGAGGGAUCCAGCAGGCGAAGCGGGUUGAUAAUCGCGAGGUGGAUCUUAAUGCGGUUGCGAGGCAGCACGAGAGUAAGCUGCGCAAGGUGCAGAUGUUGGUGGACCAGAAGAAAGAGCUUGAUGCUGCUAUUCAGGCCCUUCGGAAGCCAAACCGAGAGUUGGUCUCCAACGAAAUUGUCGAUGAAUCAGUCAAGCGGUCUACUGGUGGAGGUAGCUCACGGAAGUCGAAGAACCCUGUCCGCAACCCGAUGGGCGAGGGUGUACAGGUUAUGGCUACACCCCGCGGCAAUCGCAGAAAAGACAUCAUUGGGAUGCCACCGCUUCCUCGCAGUCUCGCUCCAUCCCGUUCAUUCGCCGGAGAGAUGGAAGACCGUUCACUGGGUGAAUCUCCCGUCAUGAUUCCUUCGUCGUCUUCCAUCCGGCGGACGAUCUCUUUUUCUGGUCCCGAUUCCAACCCGUUCAGCUCCCGUCGGCCUUUGAACUCGAGCCUGAGAAAGCGAAAGGAACCACCAGCAGAUCUUGGCUCGAUCCAAGAAACACCUACUCGAUCCUCCAAGCUAUUCUUCGAAGAAGAACGAAGUCUCGAUGCAUCGAUUGAUCGUCGCCCUUCAUCGAACAAAGGAAGAGGCCUCUUUCGAAUCCCCGACCUCCCUGCACCUCGCUCUACCAAUGAUCCUAAUGAACCCAUGGCUCCUUCUACCCCCGUUUCAUCGCGCCAAAAGAUCAUCCCGUCCUCAGCCCAUGGCUCUACGCAGAAUCUCACCACAUCUUUCCAAGGCGCCAGCUCAUCGAUCACGGAAACACCCCCAAGACAGCGUGGGGUUGAUUCGAUGCCCGCUUCGCGUUCUCUACCAAUGGGCAACAUUGCGCAGGUCCCCAUUACAACUCAGUCCAGGGCCUGCUCCCCGGUAGCUGUCAUGGGGACUCCGGUGAAAGAGAGUUCUGUGAAGAGAAGUCCUGCUAAGGGACCUGCCCCCGUUAUCCCCGUGACCCCGGAGAAAUCGCAGAGCAAGUCGAUCUAUGAACAGCUCGGCUGGGAGGAGGAUGAAAUGGAAUUUUGA